Molecule: messenger RNA, 3361 nt
Organism: Neolamprologus brichardi
Lineage: Eukaryota; Metazoa; Chordata; Actinopteri; Cichliformes; Cichlidae
Source: RefSeq, a predicted model, not a curated record
CCGAGACAUGAGGGGGACUCUUAACGUGUGGGGAUGAGACGAGAUCGGCUGUUUCCACAUUUGCAGCUCUGGGCUCGUUGACUCUCUGUUUCGGCUCAGGAUGGCGCAGGGAGGCUCUCAGCUCGACUACCACAUCCUGCAGGACCUCAAGCAGCGUUUCCCAGAGAUCCCAGAGGGGGUAGUGUCACAGUGCCUUCUGCAGAACAACAAUAACCUGGAUCUCUGCUGCCAUCUGCUGGCUCAGGAGAGUAACAGAUACCUGUAUGGUGAUUUCCAUCCCAGUCCAGAGGAGGGGCGGCUGAACCGAAAUCACAUGCUACACAUUAGCUUGGGCUACCCAGGUUCAGAUGCAAGCAAAUCAAAUGGAGGAGCAGGAGGAGUAGGGCGCUCCCUAGUGCACAGCACCAGUGACAGUCACAUCGAUCCGCAGCGACCCAACUACCCCGAACCGCUGUCAGCCCCUGCCGCCAUGGCUCCUUCCCCUGGAUACAAUCCUUUUUUCAUGAAUGAUCAGAGCCGCUCGGCCAGCACUCCCACCCCUCCGCCCACAAUACCAGGCAUGUCUCCCACAUACUCUUCUGUUUCACAUUACACCAUGAACCCUAUAACAGUCACUCUUUCCCAAAGCAUACCCAACGUCCCACAAGCUCUGCAGAUCCCUCCUGGACACUACGCGAACAACACCAACGCAACCCUGUACAUUCGGCCCUCGCCAUCUCAAAGCCCGCAGCCAGCACCCUGGUCCUCCUCAGGUGCUCCCGUCUAUCAACAUCAGCAGUCCCCGUACAGCACUCCCACAUACGGCUCACCUUACAGCUCCCCACAGCAUCAGGUCCAGGCGCAGCCCCAACCGCAACCCCAGCUACAACCCCAGCUGCAACCCCAGCACCAGCCCCAGCACCAGCAGUAUGUCUUCCUCCCUAUAAGCUCCCCAACUCUUCCCAGCAUGCCCUACCAUCACCAGCAGCCGCCCCAGCAACAGCCUCCUGUUUACAGGCCGUACCAAACAAAGAACCUCCUUAAGAACCAGAUAGAGAUUACUCUGGAGGGUCCGCGGCCUCGCAGCAAUUCACCUGUGCACACUCCUCACCCCCCGGGACCACUUUACAUGUCUACCAGCUCUUCGCCCAGUUCCCCUUCGAGGGGCAUCGCAAUGAGUGCAGGUCCGCAGUCGUACCACCCUGGGGUGUACAUGCAGGGAAGACCUCGGCCCGCCUCGUCCCCUCAACCGGGGCAGUCAGCCUACACGUUCAAAAUCAAAGUGUCCCCAGGAGGGCAGGCUCAGAGGCCCCCGAGCUCGCCACCCGUCACUGAAGCCGAGCCUAUUCUCAACAUAGUAGACCAAGGGGCGCACAACGCCGCCCCUGCACCCAUCCUGCCCAUCUCCGCUCUCCCGGGGACGAUCACCAGUCAGUUUCAGCCAAUGCCCAGACGUUCCAGCUCGGGCUCUGACGACUAUGCCUACACGCAAGCUCUCCUGCUCCACCAGCGGGCGAGGAUGGAGCGUCUGAUGAAGGAGCUGCGGCUGGAGCAGCAGAAACUCGAGCAGCUGAAGGGUGACGUCAACAACAUGGAAUACGAUGCCCUUCAAAGACGCUUUCGACGAGUCAACUCCACCAGUCUUAUCCCCCGACCUGAGGAGAUGACCCGACUACGCAGUCAGAACAGACAGCUUCAAAUUGACAUUGACUGUACACUGAAGGAAACAGAUCUACUGCAGUCUAGAGGUAUGCACACAUCACUCGCACACAAAUGCAUUCCCACACAAAGCUUUGAAGUGUGUCUGUGAUUUAUUUGAAAGCACUGAUCUUGAAAGAGCCGAGGCCUGAAGCAGACGGUGUCGGCUCCAGAAUGAUGGACGAGUAUCCACUGCAGCGCGUGCAGAUGCAGGCUUGUGAAAUGACGGGCCGGUGCGUUGCAGGCCUCGGGCUGAUCUGUGCUCGCCCCCACUCUGGGCCCUGCGUAGUAUUUCACUGCCACAUGAUUCUUGUUGAUUCUGCAGUUGAGACACUUGGCCUACAACACAGCGUGUGGACAUUAGCUCCAAUCCUUGAUCUGUUUAGCAGGAGUGAUGAUGAUGAUGGAAGCUGAAACAGCACACUCACAAGUGUGACCGAUUUUCUUGCGGUCAGCCCGGCGCCACCGAACAUUUAAGAGGGGCUCUUCUGCAGUAAUCCUUCAGUUAUCUCAGGGAGCUUCAGGAUUCAUUUGGCUGUGUUUGUCUGACCCUCUGCUUUGCAAGACGUGCUGCAGAGAGCAGCCCCACAACGCGAUGCUGCCACAACACUCCAUGGCGCAUUGUGUGUCUGUGGAUGUGACAUAAAUGUUGGCCUUGUGAGAUCAGACGUUUCGUUCAACAGGAUGCAGCAAAUCACAGCGAUCGUGUUCACCUGUGCAGCACCGUUAGAGUCUGAUACCUAAUUUUCUAACAAAGACAAGAUUAUCGGUGCCGUUAAUUCAAGAUAAGCUCGUGUGCCUGUGAGAUGUGGCCUCGUGUUAUUCAUGUCACACCGUGAGAUUCUUGUUGUCCUGAAAUGGUAGCUGUAAAAUUAAUUUGACAACACGCAAACAUUUUACAUAAAAUUUGUUUACAACUUAAACUCUAAAUAUAAUUUGGCUUUGGGUUUUUAUCCUCAGUGUUGCUGCAGUUCAGUUUGUACAAAUCUGUAAAUGUUUCUGCAGCAGAAAAUCAUCAGGAGCAAAGUUGUAAAUAAACAUUUGUUUUUAACGACUGUUGAUAUUUGGGGCUCUAAGCUGUUGUGUUGGGAUUAGAUGGGCUCAGAAACAGAACUGCAGCCCUCUGAAAAGCCUGCUGUUGUCCUUGUGAUGAACGCUGUGUACAGGCAUAAAUUGCUUGAAUGGUUUUUCUGUAAUCCUGGAGUUUCUUCUACAAACUCGAGGACUUUGCUUACAGAGAAAAUCCAACAGUUAUUUAAGUAAACGUGUUACCAGCCUCGGCGGCUAGCUGUCCUUCUGUUUGGUGAUGAAACUAUUCUUGUCGUCUAAGCCGGCAAUAAAAUCCCAUGUUGUCUUAUUUCAUGUUGUUCUUAAAAUAUUUUUCUAACCACUGGGAGGCUGAUGCACGGUGGACCUCGUCGCAGCGUUGCACGCUCUCCUUCGCCUCCCUUGUAGCUAGACGUGCGAUCCUACUAAGAUGGAGGUGCCCCCGUGCCCCCCUAGGCUCAAUGGCUGAGACCUUAUGUACAAUCUGAGCCGUGAAAAGAUCCGUUGCACAAUUAGCAAUAACAGUGGCCAGUUUUACAAGGUGAGGGGCAAUUCCUGAAAUAUUUUUCCAGCCUUCAGGUUGUGAACCCGACUUCCAGCAUUACUCAGUAACCCCCCCCACCCCCUCCCUUUUUUU